AUUUUAUGAUCGAGUGUUGAUAUAUAUAAAUUAUUUACGGAACGCAUAAUUCAAUAUUAAUAUUAUCAUGCGAUUCGUUUCCGCAGUAGGGUCUAAUUGUUUGCAUAAAAUACGAAUAAAAGGAAAAGUACUAAAUCUUUUCACUCAUAAUGCUUAUGGAAAUCGAAAGGUGUACGCUCGGGAAAGCAUACCGUAACGAAUAAUCGUGACUAUUGAUAACAAACUGUUCUAAUAGUCAGACAACUGUCUUUUCUGAUAUUAAUUAUACUCUUUGUGAGCAGUCAAUAAAAGUUUAUUUGUGAGCGUCGAAUUGUAUUGGGAAGUGUAUCAAUUAUUAUAUUUCAAAUUCUAAUUAAAAUUUUGAAAAUGUCGUGGAUGGGUAGAAAUUUAGCUGAUCUUUGCUCAGUAGAAUCGACAAUUUCUACAUGUCAACCUCCGGCCUUUAUGUUUCUCGCUCUUGUAACAAAUCUUUUCGGUUCUUCUUCAGAUAAUUUUCCUCCUACUUCUGGAUAUUCUGAAUCAGUCUUCAAUACAGAAUUAAGUACAACGAAUUUGCCAUAUAAAUCGAAUCUAGAUUACGGAACUUCAAGUUAUCCGUUUUCAAAUUUUAAUGCAAACAAACGCAUUUGUGAAGGAUGCGGUUCGAAAAAGACUACUGAAGAGCCGACCGUGUUUACAAGUGACAAAUUUUAUUUAGAUAACGAAUGGAGUAUUUUUAAUAGUAAUAGUGAUCAUAAACAAGGUGAAAAAAUAAAUUUUCCUGAACUGAGUGGUUUUUCUGCAGUAGAGUAUGAUUUUAUCAUUGUUGGGGCUGGAUCUGCGGGAUGUGUUCUUGCCAAUAGAUUGUCCGAGAUAAAUCAUUGGAAAGUUCUUUUAUUGGAAGCCGGCAUUGAAGAGCCUGAUGUCGCUGAUGUACCGUCAUUUGUACCUAUAUUACAAGCCAGUAAUAUUGACUGGAUGUACACAACGCAACCGGAUAGACAUUCUUGUCGGUCAAGAAGAAAUCAAGGCUGCAGUUGGGCACGUGGGAAGGUGAUGGGCGGAUCAAGCACCAUCAAUUAUAUGAUCUAUAUAAGGGGAAACCGUGAUGACUAUAAUGAAUGGGCGCGUCUUGGAAAUUAUGGAUGGGAUUACGAAAACGUAUUACCAUAUUUUUUAAAAUCAGAAAAUAAUGGAGAUCCGGAGAUUGUCAAGGAAAAUCCACGGUAUCAUCAAACGGGUGGUUAUCAAAAUGUUGAAAGAUUUGAAUACGAUGACAUAAAUUCCCACGUUUUAUUAAAUGCCUGGAAAGAACUUGGCUAUCCCGAAACAGAUUCGAAUGCCGAAAAUCAAUUAGGAGUGACGGAAGUUCAAACGACGAGUAUUAACGGAAUGCGUCAUAGUACAAACGGUGCUUUCAUCCGUCCGAUUAGACACAAAAGACGGAAUUUAGUUAUUGAAACUCAAGCUCAUGUAAUACGAGUUGUAAUUGAUCCAAAAACUAAAGUUGCAACUGGUGUAGAAUAUUUUUCAACUAAAACGGGUUUCACGAAAUUAGCAUUAGCUACCAAAGAAGUUAUUUUAUCAGCUGGUUCAUUGAAUUCGCCUAAAAUUUUGAUGCUCUCAGGAAUCGGCCCACGUGAAGACUUAGAGUAUUUAGGCAUCCCAGUUAUUUAUGAUUCUUAUGUUGGUUACAAUCUCCAGGAUCACGUAACUACAGAUGGUUUGGUUAUUGAAUUGAGUAAUAAAACAAGCAAGCAAGCCGACUACGAUCAAAUGGUGCAAGAUAUUGACGUUUACCGUCACACAAAGAUGGGCCCUCUGUCAACAACGGGGCCACUCACUAUAAAUACUUUCGUACAAACACGUUACGAACAAUCCUUUACCAAACCGGACAUUCAGUUUAGUUUUGAUCCAAUCAACGUCGACGAUUUUUAUGCAGAUCCAAUUCGCUCCGCGGAAACGGGGAUUUUCCCAAAAGCUUAUUACAAUGGUCUAGCUAUCAGGCCAAUUUUAUUGCCGCCGAAAAGUCGUGGGCUCGUAAGAUUGAACGAAACGGAUCCCAUUUGGGGACCACCAGUCAUUUAUCCCAAUACUUUUUCAGCUUAUCCCGAUUUGGACACAAUGAUUGAUGGUAUUGAAAUAGCGAUGGAACUAUUUAACACAGACUCAUUCCGUGAAUUCGGUUAUCGAUUGCGAGAGGAUCCGUUGCCAGCUUGCGACCACUUGUCCUUCGGAACUCGAGAGUACUGGGCUUGCGUCCUAAUGGAGUACACUGCCACUAUUUAUCAUCCCGUUGGCACUUGUAAGAUGGGGCCAAAAAAAGACAGAAGAGCUGUAGUUGACCCACAACUCAGAGUCUACGGUGUCGCGUCAUUGCGUGUCGUUGAUGCUUCCAUUAUGCCAUUGAUUGUACGGGGGAAUACAAAUGCACCCGUCAUUAUGAUAGGUGAAAAAGCCAGUGACAUGAUUAAAUCCCAUUGGUUAAACAAAUGAUUUGUCAUCGUCUCUGUGACUUUGAGCUAUUGAAAUUUGACCUUUCAAACUUAUUAAGACUUUUUAUUUCAGAUAAACAAUUAUCUGUAAUCAUGUUGUUAUUUUGCAUCCAUAAAAACAAAUUUUUUAUUGGUUGUAAUAAAUGGUUGAAUAAAUUUUAUCGUAUUUUUUUUAUGCCUUUUGAAAGUCAAAUUUUUUCCUUAUCGGCU
Molecule: messenger RNA, 2684 nt
Organism: Microplitis mediator
Lineage: Eukaryota; Metazoa; Arthropoda; Insecta; Hymenoptera; Braconidae
Product: glucose dehydrogenase [FAD, quinone]-like
Exons: 5
Coding region: 367-2475 (702 amino acids)
Molecular function (GO): oxidoreductase activity, acting on CH-OH group of donors; flavin adenine dinucleotide binding
Source: RefSeq, a predicted model, not a curated record